AAAAAAAAACCUUAAAGAAGCUUCAAAUGGUGGCUCCACCGUGGGUUCCAUUUCCUCAUCGGUAGUCCUCCUGCUUUUUUAUUUUAGAGCUUGGCGUUCUAAUCAAGUUCCCAGUUUUCCCUCCAAAUCCAUUCAACUAAACCUUGUGACUAGUGACUACAUCGUUUCGCUGUUGAGGUUGAGCCUCCACUGCUCGUCGAUUCUAUUUCUACCUACUCCUUUAUACCAAAUUGCAGAAGCGUAUGGCCAUAGCCUGUGGAGUUCAGAAAAAAAGUUGAGAGUUGUAAUGUCAUCAGAAUUUCAGAGGGCCUAAGGCGAUCAAAGAGAAAGAAUGGCAGAGAGUGCAGUGGCCUUUCUGCUUGACAAGCUUUCACGCUUUGUUGUGUAUGAGAUACAACUCCUUGGGGGGGGUCGGGAAGAAGUUUUGUAUCUUAGAGGAGAAUUAGAACACUUAUGGGCCUUCCUGAAGGUUGCAGAUGCAUUUGAAGAAAGUGAUGAAGAACUCAAAGUAUGGAUCAAGCAAGUGCGAGAGAUUGCUUAUGACACUGAAGAUGCUCUUGAUGAAUUCACACUUCUUCAAGUACAUGAUCAUGGAGAUGGAUUCUAUGGUUCGCUCAGUAGAUUAUCUUGUUGCAUUAAGAACAGAAAAGCUCGUUCUAGGAUUGUUUCUGAAUUACAAGGCAUUAACUCCAGAAUUACAAAUGUUUGCAAAGGUUAUGAGAGGCUGCUUCAUAAAAUGAAUAAAGCUGAACAAGGUUCAGGCUCCACAAGUGCAAGCAAUACAUGGCAAGACCGUAGAGGUGACGCCCUUCUUAUAGACAAGAUUGAUUUAGUGGGGAUUGAUGAGCCUAAGCAGAAGCUGGUGCAGGAUCUGAUGAAGGGUGGUUGUGGUCGUGAAGUAGUUCCUGUUGCUGCAAUGGGAGGAAUGGGUAAAACAACCUUGGCAAAGCAAGUCUAUGAUGAUGCAGAAGUGAAGAAACAUUUCAAAAUACGUGCUUGGAUCACUGUUUCUCAAUCAUUCAAGAUAGAAGAACUCCUCAAAGACAUGAUUCGAGAAAUCUUCCGAGUAGUCAGCAGACCAGUUCCAGAAGGAUUGGAUAGCAUGAACAAUAAUCGGUUGAGAAGAAUAAUCAAGGACUUGCUUCAGAAAAGAAGGUACUUGAUAGUUUUAGAUGAUGUAUGGCGCUUGCAUGAAUGGGAUGCUGUCAAAUAUGCCUUGCCUAACAAUAAUUAUGGCAGCCGAGUAAUUCUCACUACACGUAAUACUGAUGUUGCUUCCACCUCAGUCACGGAAUCUGUAGGUGAGGUCUUUAACUUGAAGCCCUUGGCUCCAAAGGAGUCUUGGGAUCUUUUCUGUAGGAAGACCUUCCAAGGGAAUGCAUGCCCUACUUAUUUGGAGGAAAUCUGUAAAAAUAUUUUAAAAAAGUGUGAAGGACUGCCCCUUGCAAUUGUGGCAAUUAGUGGUGUUUUGGCUACAAAAGACAAGCGUAGGAUUGAUGAGUGGGAUAUGGUUUGCCGUAGUUUCGGAGCUGAAAUUGAUGGCAAUGACAAAUUGAAAGAUUUGAAGAAAGUACUUUCUCUCAGUUUUAAUGAUCUGCCCUACUUCCUAAAAUCAUGUUUCCUGUACUUGAGCAUCUUUCCUGAGGAUUAUCUAAUUGAGCGUAUGAGACUAAUUCGAUUAUGGAUAGCAGAGGGAUUCAUUGAAGCCAAAGAAGGGAAAACACCAGAAGAAGUUGCAGAGGACUACCUCAAUGAACUCUUGAAUAGAGGCCUAUUGCAAGUGGCAGACACAACAAGUGAUGGAAGGGUCAAAAUGUAUCAUGUCCAUGACCUGCUGCGGGAAAUUAUCGUGUCAAAGUCAAGAGAUCAGAAAUUCACUGUAAUUGCUAAAGAUCAGAAUGUGGUGUGGUACGAUAAGGUUCGACGCCUAUCAAUACAUAACACAUUGCAAAAUGUACAGGAAAACAUAUCUGUUUCUCAACUACGUUCUUUGUUCAUGUUUGGGGUGCUAGAAAAACUAUUCAUGCAUACAAUUUUUCCUCAUGGCUUUAGGCUGCUACAUGUGCUAGAUAUGCAAAAUGCACGUUUGAAGAAGUUUCCAAUUGAUAUUGUGAACCUGUAUUAUUUGAAAUAUUUAAGCUUGAGGGGUACCAAAGUUAAAACCAUUCCAAGCUUUAUAGGGAAGCUUCAGAAUCUGGAGACUUUGGAUCUCAAGCAUUCCCGUGUCACUGAACUGCCUGUUGAGAUCUUGAAGCUCCAGCGACUACGCCAUCUCCUUGUAUAUCAUUUCAAACUUGAAUCUUAUGAAUAUUUCCACUCUAGAUAUGGUUUUCAGGUCCAGGAAAGCAUUGGACAUUUGCGAUCCCUACAAAAGCUGUGUUUCAUAGAGGCAAAUGGAGGUGGUAGCACUAUAAUGACAGAACUGGGGAAACUGAAUCAACUAAGGAGGUUAGGCAUUUUGAAGUUGAGGAAAGAAGACGGAAAAUCUCUGUGUUCCUCCCUUAAAAGGCUGACCAACCUACAUGCCUUGUCUAUUACUUCAAUAGGGAAGGAAGAGAUCCUUGAUUUGCAGCACCUUUCUUCUCCACCUCUAUUGAUUCAACGAUUGUACUUGAGAGGACGUUUGGAGACAUUACCUCAUUGGUUACCAUCACUUCAUGGCCUGGUCAGAUUGUAUUUGAAAUGGAGUAGAUUAAAGGAUGAUCCACUUGAAUUUCUUCAACAUUUGCCCAAUCUUGUACAUCUUGAAUUGCUUCAGGUUUUUGAGGGAGACGUGUUGUCGUUUAGGAUGGGGGGCUUUAAGAAGCUUAAGGUUCUCGGACUUGAUAAAUUCAGUGAACUUAGAUGCAUGAAAGUGGAGGUGGGAGCAAUGCCUUGUGUUGAAAAGUUAAUUAUCCAGCGGUGUAAAUUGCUGAAGAGGGUGCCGGAAGGCAUUGAAUACCUGACCAAGUUAAAAGUUCUAGAAUUCUUUGACAUGCCUGAAGAAUUUAUCCAGACACUUCGUCCAGGCGAAAAAGGUAGUGAUUAUUGGAAAGUUGCUCACAUCCCACAAGCCUAUUCUACCUACUGGAGAGAAGGUGGAUGGGAGGUCAAUUCUUUGGAGAGUCUGAGUGAGGGAGAUAAUUCUCCCAGGCCCAAUACUAUCAUUCUAAAGAGCCAUGAUCUUCAGACACGGUGGAAAUGAUAUAUUCUGAGAUAUGUGCUCAAUAUUUCAUCUCUAUACUUGUAAUGACUAAGUUUUUAAGUGUGUAAGUUCUCAUUGUGGUUGGAUAAGAGGUGACAUAUAGCUCCGCAGUGCUGUAAUUGUUGGGGCAUGUUUGUAUAAAGAUGGGUUGUUGGCUUGUGGUAGAUUAGAGAUCUUAUAAAUGUAAAUUACUGCAUUUGCUCAUUUCCGUGAUGAUCAUGGUUAAGGAGGUCUGUAGUGCUUGGGGCAUUCUUGUACAAAGGAAGGUUGUGAAUCUCUUCUGUAUCAAGAACUUACAAAUUUGUAAAUGAUUGUAAACAUCAUCGUAAUUGGAUCCUGGGGAACAUGUGGUUGAGGAAGUCAACCAUCAACAAUGCUGAGGGCAUGCUUGAAGCUGGCUUGUGUGUUAAGAGGUUGCCAAUAUGCUAGUGAUGGUAAUAGCUAUUGUAGUUGGUUCACAGAAUAAUUGCAGUCACAAGGUUUAUAGGAUGCUUGGAGCAUGGAUGUACAUAAAACAGGUUGUGAAUUUGUGGUGGAUCAGAGAUUGUAAAAUUUGUAAAUGAUUGUAGUUAAAUAAAAGAUUACUCUGUGGUUUAGCUCUGUAAUGCUUGGGGUACUUUUCUAUAGAUGAAUAAGACUACGUGUAAAUGAAUAUAAGUACCCCAACAGUUGUCCUAGACCACAAAUUGUAAAUAUGUACAAUGUAAGUACUCAUUAUAAUGGGAGCCUCUGGUUGUCUAUAAUACUUGGGA
This is a messenger RNA of Quercus lobata, 3936 nucleotides long. Its product is annotated as disease resistance protein RPM1-like. Gene Ontology annotation, molecular function: ADP binding. The record is from RefSeq and is a predicted model, not a curated record. Gene Ontology annotation, biological process: defense response to other organism. The transcript is spliced from 2 exons. Bases 332 to 3184 code for a protein of 950 amino acids. Lineage: Eukaryota; Viridiplantae; Streptophyta; Magnoliopsida; Fagales; Fagaceae.